This is a messenger RNA of Cavia porcellus (domestic guinea pig), 1146 nucleotides long. It is a transcript of the gene Dusp29, whose product is annotated as dual specificity phosphatase 29. Gene Ontology annotation, cellular component: cytoplasm. NCBI's taxonomy places the organism in Eukaryota, Metazoa, Chordata, Mammalia, Rodentia, Caviidae. Gene Ontology annotation, biological process: negative regulation of MAPK cascade; protein dephosphorylation. The record is from RefSeq and is a predicted model, not a curated record. The transcript is spliced from 4 exons. Gene Ontology annotation, molecular function: MAP kinase phosphatase activity; protein tyrosine/serine/threonine phosphatase activity. The coding region runs from base 148 to 795 and encodes 215 amino acids.
AGCAGAUCUGACCCUAAAAAUAGGCUCCCUGAUGCCAGUCGACAAGGCUGGCUGUGGGCUGCCACAUGCCCACAGAGCAGCACCUCCUGGCCAAGCAGGUCCCACACACACAGCUGCAGAAAGGAGAGCAAACCCCUUGGCUCCAAAAUGACGUCUGGGGACGCGAAGACAAACCUCACGAAUGCCUACCCGCCUGCCAAGGGGCUGUUUCCGCGGGCCCAGGAAGCGGAGGCUGAGGACUAUUGCACACCUGGCGCCUUUGAGCUAGAGCGGCUCUUCUGGAAGGGCAGCCCCCAGUACACCCACGUCAACGAGGUCUGGCCGCGGCUCCACAUUGGUGACGAGGCGACAGCGCUGGACCGAUAUGGGCUGCAGAAGGCGGGCUUCACACACGUGCUCAACGCCGCCCACGGACGCUGGAACGUGGACACCGGGCCCGACUACUACCGUGACAUGGACAUCGAGUACCACGGCGUCGAGGCCGACGAUGUCCCCACCUUCGAUCUCAGCGUCUUCUUCUAUUCCGCGGCAGCCUUCAUAGACGCGGCGCUCCGCGAGGACCACAAUAAGAUCCUGGUCCACUGCGCCAUGGGCCGCAGCCGCUCGGCGACCCUGGUCCUGGCCUACUUGAUGAUCCACAGGAACAUGACCCUCGUGGACGCCAUCCAGCAAGUGGCCCGGAACCGCUGUGUCCUGCCCAACCGAGGCUUCCUGAAGCAGCUCCGAGAACUGGACAAGCAGCUGGUGCAGCAGAGGCGACAGGCCCGGGGUGGGGAUGGCGAGGAGGAGCUGUAGGGCACCCCUCCAGGCCCCAGCCCAGACUCAAGACUGAGAGGGACAGCUGAAAAGCGUUCUGGCCUGUGACUUUGUGGGUCACAGAGAAGGAACAGUGAAACCAAAGGUCGAUUUCUCCCAAGCUUACUAAACUUCCCAGUGUGUGCCAGGGACAGGGAGGACUCAGGGCCACCUCCUGGCUGAGCCCAGGACUCUGUCACAGCACCUUGAGCACGACAACCCUGGCAGAACAGGUUGCAGAUGGCUCCUCUCUGCAGAAAAUCGCCUGAGUUUUAAGACGGAGGCAGAGGAGGAUUUGAAAAUGCGUGGGCAUUGUGUUAUGAUUAAAUGUUUGCUUUUGUCACAAGGAAA